Carassius carassius (crucian carp) is the source of this 2572-nucleotide messenger RNA. RefSeq names its product coiled-coil domain-containing protein 102A-like. NCBI's taxonomy places the organism in Eukaryota, Metazoa, Chordata, Actinopteri, Cypriniformes, Cyprinidae. Bases 268 to 2010 code for a protein of 580 amino acids. The record is from RefSeq and is a predicted model, not a curated record. Gene Ontology annotation, cellular component: myosin complex. The transcript has 9 exons.
UCUGUUCGGUCAUCCCUCCCCUUCCAUCCUUUGCUCACAUUGAUCUUCCAUUCGGUGGGAAAAUUCCUGCUGGAAUAUUCACGGUGGAUUUGAACUCGGGGGAUUGUAUGGGAAAGACAGGGAUCUUCAACACACGCUGGAGGAUUUUCUUCCAUGUUCUUUCUUGUGUUGUUCAGAAAACCAUCAUGUUGAUGUGGAUCAUGGCUUCCUGAUCAGAUCUUCCUGACCACUAUCUUCUCUUUCCCUGGACUCAUCAUUGGCUCAGUGAUGAACCACACACCCAGUCCCAACAUGACAGAGACCGCCAAGUCAGGGGCAGGCUUGUUAUGUGGCCUGGGCCUGGGCCCGGAUCGGGUACGCUCCCCGGACAGCCUGACGCAUACGCCCAGCCCGUCAGGGGGAACACCCAGUUCCAGCCCCCCUCUGCUGCUGUCUCCAGGGCUAGGCUGCGAUGGCGGCGGGGACUGGGAGAGCCGUGAGGAGUUGCGUCUACGUGAACUGGAGGAGGCUCGGGCACGGGCGGCUCAGAUGGAGAAGACGAUGCGCUGGUGGUCGGACUGCACGGCCAACUGGAGGGAAAAAUGGAGUAAAGUGCGGGCCGAACGCAACAGGGCACGGGAUGAGGUCAGGCAGCUUAGACAACGUCUGGACACCCUUACAAAAGAGCUGACGGGGGCACGACGAGAGCGUCAAGAGCUGGCGGCAGAAAACGAACAACUGCGCCUAGAGGCCCAAAGAGUCCGGGCUGAACAGAACUCCCCAGAGAAUGCUUCCACUGCACCAGCAUCCAACUCCUCUGCUUCCACACACUCCAACCAGCCACGGGAACCAGACAUCAAGCAGGACAGCCAGGAUGAGGAGAAUGUGAGAGAUGGGCCAGGCUCUCCAGAGCAGGAACCUGUGAGAGAUGUAGACACUGACAAACCAGACAAGCAGAAGGAGUUAGAGUUAUUGGAGGCUCUUCUCAGGGCAAAGUCAGAGGCUCCAGACUCUUGGGACAUUCGCAGUGCCAGUAGCUUGCGCUCAGUUCUCAGUCGGCAGGACCGGAGCAGACUGCUGUGGGAGGAUCUGGCUGCCCUGGAGGAGGACUCUAGCAAGCUCAACGCUCUCCAGCUACGUCUGGAUGAGUCUCAGAAAGUCCUGCUGAAAGAACGAGAGGAUAAGCAUGCGCUCAUUAAGAACAUCGAGAAGCUGGAGGCAGAGCUGAGUCAAUGGAAACUCAAAUAUGAGGAACUGAACAAGAGCAAGCAAGAGGCCUUAAAACAGCUGAACUUCUUGAAAGAGGUGCAUCAGGAUGAGCUGGGCCGCAUGUCUGAAGAUCUAGAGGACGAGUUGGGGGCUCGUACUAGCAUGGACAAAAAACUGGCGGAGCUCCGUACAGAGAUGGAACGUCUGCAGGUGGAGAACGCAGCAGAGUGGGGUCGUCGGGAGCGUCUGGAGACGGAAAAGCUGGCUCUGGAGAGGGAAAACAAAAAGCUGCGUGCCCAGAUGGAAGACCUGGAGGAGCAGCUGGCACGCAAACGCAGGCAGGCCGCCAGCGCCCUCGACACUGACCUCAAGACCAUCCAGUGUGAGCUGUUUGAGAGGAACAAGGAGCUGGCAGAUUUGCGGCAUGUCCACUCCAAGGUUAAAAAACAGUACCAGGAGAAGAUGGCCGAGCUGGCACAUGCUAACCGGCGUGUGGAGCAGCAUGAGACAGAAGUUAAGAAGCUCCGACUGAGGGUGGAGGAACUAAAGAAAGAGCUGGGCCAGGCUGAAGAUGAGUUGGAUGAGGCUCAUAACCAGACCAGAAAGCUACAGAGGUCCUUGGAUGAGCAGGUGGAGCAGACAGAGAACCUACAAGUUCAGCUGGAGCACCUACAAUCCAGGCUGAGGCGUCAGCAGAAUCCUGGCCUCUUUGGCAAGAUGAGGACAUCAGCGUCCUCGCGGUUUGUGCCUGAAGAUGCAGACGUCCCCCCUAGCGACCCAGAUGAAGAUGAGGAAGAGGAACUGCAGCUCCAGAUCCCCUAAACUGUUCACUCCAAACCUGGGAAUGUAGGAAAGACUCGUAGCUCACACCCAAGCAUUUCACUUUCCCCUUCAUUUCAUCUCCCAGCUGAAUCCAGAAGAGGACACAGACUUCACAAUCCUCAGCAGACAGAUAAACACAAACAGUUUCAGUAGCCACUUUUCAACAGCUUAAAAGAUGUGUGCCAGGGCCAAAGCAGCUUAAAGUGAGACUGAAAUCUCAUCUAAAAAUCUGCUUCUCUGUCUCAACCAGUAUAUUCCUGGUUAUAGUCCAAGAUGGCACAUAGAUGAUUGAUCUAAAGAUACACAGAACCUUGUACACGUUCUUUGUACAGGUGUUAGACUCAAUUGUUGAAACCCUGUGACUUUUGAGGGUCAUAUGAGCACUAAAAAGCCCCUUUGAUGCCUAGUGACCUCUAGAAUGCACAUGGUAAAGUAAUAAGAGCACACAGUUCAAAGCAAGGAAAAGCCAAUUGUUACUUGUUCACACUUUUAAACAGUGAUUCCUUGGAAAUAAAUUGACAUGGUCUAGACACAACACAUUACUAUCUAUUAUCUGACCUAC